Messenger RNA from Laetiporus sulphureus 93-53, 2058 nucleotides. RefSeq lists its product as uncharacterized. Bases 1 to 2058 code for a protein of 685 amino acids. Lineage: Eukaryota; Fungi; Basidiomycota; Agaricomycetes; Polyporales; Laetiporaceae. The record is from RefSeq and is a predicted model, not a curated record. Gene Ontology annotation, biological process: regulation of DNA-templated transcription. Gene Ontology annotation, cellular component: nucleus. The transcript is spliced from 4 exons.
AUGCGACAUGAUGACAAGAUAGAACACGUACAGGAUCAGACGCAUAAGCACGGGAUGUCGUCCGAGGACCACUAUUAUUGUCAUCAAUGCAACAAGAAACGCGACGCGUCUGACAUUAUUCACUGCACGCACAUGAUCCCAAAGGCUCAUGUCCCAGACGUACGAUGCAAGUUGAAAUACUGCAGAGCUUGCUUGAAGAACAGGUACAAUGAGAACAUCGACCUUGACAAGGCUCAACGGCCGAGCGCCCUUCCCAAGAAAGAGAGGGAGAAGCACGUCCUGACAGACGGAUAUUGUUAUCAAUGUCCUAAGUGUCGGGGGCAGUGCAAUUGUCGCGUGUGUCGCAAGGCGAGAGGACUUGAGCCUACUGGAAUGUCUGCAUGGGUUAGAAAAAAGGGUGCAAAGCCUGACGUGCUACCGAAAGGACGCAAGAACAAGACCAAGAAAGCAGGCGCUCCCCAUCCUCAGAUUGAUAGAAAAGCAUCGAAGCGCAUUGUCGAGCCUCUCCAAUCCGGAACCACCGUGCCCACUAUGCGCAAAGUGCCUAAGCCGACGGCUGUGUCCACAGUGAAAGCUGCGCCAAAGCCGGUCUGGAGCAGGGUCUAUACUCCUCUUACGAAAAGCGCCGCGGAGACACGCAUACACAUUCGCGAAUUUUUGCUGCGUUUCUCUUCCAUGCUGGACCUCAACAAGAGCCAACUGGAGGAGCUUGAGGAAAUAUCAGGUGCUGGCGCAGAUGACGUUUGGGAGAUGAACAAUGGAGAAGAGAUGGUGGGCUGGGUCAGCGAAACCUGCAUCAAAGCGAUCGUACUUGGUCUCUUGUCGGUCAUCGCAGAAGGCUCUGACAGUUUCGCCAUGGCAAAGAGCAUAAAAAAGGCCAUCGAGGAAGUCCAAUCGUCUGGCGCUAUCUUGAACAAGAUCUGGGGCGCUCUUUCUGUCUUGCGCGACGAGAUGCCUUCUGGGCCGGCCUCUGCUUUCCAAAUUCCAGAUCCACUCCCUUCUCCGCCGAAUAUUAUCAUACACAACCUACGUGGCAGCUCUCGUGGAGCCAAUGCUGCCAGCGGUGUCUACGUGGCAGUCUCCGCACAGCUAGUGCCUGUGAUUGCCUCCUUGAUCGAGUCCGCCAUCCUAAUGCAGCGAGUGAGGGAAGAGAUCGAUAAUGGUGUAAUGCAGGAAAAGGAGCUGGCGAAGGAGUUUCGGGUGGCUCUAGCCAGAGAGAAGUCGCAAUGGCUGAAGACCAAGACUACUUUAGGCAGUGCUGAACUCAGACUUCAGCGCAAGCAAUAUCAACAGACCUGCAUUGACUUAGAACACGCAUAUCGUGUGGCGGAAACUACCUGUAUCCCACGGUACGCUGCUCUGGGGCAAGACAGCGAAGGCAGAGUGUACUACGCACUCACUCCAAGUGAAGCGGAGAGGGAGGCUGCCGCGCAGCUGCUUGCCGGCAAAGACGGGAAGGUUAAGGUGACCCGCAAGCGAGGUGGCCUGACAGUGGAGGAUAGGAAGGAGAUGCAACGUUGGUCCUGGUUCAUCGCCGUUUGGGGACGAUUGCCCAAGGGUGCAAUCCGUGCCAAGAAUGAUGAUGAAGACAGCGACGAUGACGACGAAAGUGAGGCGGAAGAAGGCUGGUGGGGCUUCUGGGAACCGGCGGAAAUUAAGAAGCUCGCAAUUUGGAUCUCUCAACGAUACGAGGCGGAUGGCGCCAAACCUACGAACCACGCUCAAUCGAACAGCCUUUCGUUCCAUCCCGGAGUCAAGGGCAAGAGUGUCGCAGGACGUUCCCGCCCUGCCAGCUCCUCCUUCAUCGAGAGUAGUGUGAUGGGAUCCCGUGAAUGCUCACCGCUGUCAGAUUUGUCGGAAGAUAAUGACAGCUUGAGUGAGCUCACGGAUGACGAGGAAGAGCAGACUGGGCAACAGAGUGAGGGUAUGCGCAUUGAUUCUCUCACCCGCCAGGUACCGACGAACCACGAGCUCCGAGCACUCGUGCAGGGGCUGAAUGACUUUGCCGAUCUCCUCCAGUGGAGGAUCUCUCGUGCAGGGUCCGGCAUGGAUGAUUAG